Molecule: messenger RNA, 945 nt
Organism: Colletotrichum fioriniae
Lineage: Eukaryota; Fungi; Ascomycota; Sordariomycetes; Glomerellales; Glomerellaceae
Source: RefSeq, a predicted model, not a curated record
AUGAGUACCGACUUAUCCGAGCUUGAGAAGUUCAGGGAUAUCCUGAAAGAGUCGUCCAUGGAAGAUGCUGGUCCGUCUCUGAUGCUUAUCAGUGCGGCGGUCCAACAGCUUGUGGCAUUGUGUUCCGGAGGCCGACAGCAGUCUGCGGAAUCCGGUUCGCCAAAUUCGCCGGGCAACCAGGAGAAGUACAGGAACAAACGAGCGGUCCAAAUGGCAAAGCAGCGGGACAAUGCAACAUGCCCUUUGCUAGGCACCAGAUACUGUGAAGCUGCUCAUAUCUAUCCAUUUGCCUCCAUCGAGAAGAAGGGCACGAUCGUGACGAGCGUGCACGCUCUAAUGAAAGUUUUCGGACGGGGGACAGCUCAAAGAUUCACUGAUGCUCUCAGUAUGGUCAACCUGGACUCGUGCGCCAAUAUGAUCUGCCUGGAUCGUAUUCCGCAUAGAAUGUUUGACGACGGCCGACUAGCCUUGCAGCCAAUUGAUAGAGGCACCUACACGAAUGGCAAACACUUCAUUCGCUUGCGCGUGCAUUUUCUGCAGACACAGGCGAGGCAACACGAACCACGCGCAUGGAGAAAUGAUCUGGCGCAGGAUCCUUAUGAGCUGCUGGAGAAUUUCCAGCUCGGCGACGACGAGACUCAAGGAAUCCGCCUCGUUUCUUCCGUGACUCAGCGCGAAAUUAGUGAUGGCCACGAGUUUGAUAUCACUGCAAAGACGCAAGAAGAUCUUCCAAAUUGGGACCUUUUCGAUCUCAGGUACCGCAUUAGUCUGAUGAACCAUCUGAUCGGCGCUGCUGGUAUUUCAGAAGAGGAGAUUGGUGAAUCCGAUAAAGAGGUAUCUGAUGAGGAAUUCGAAGAUAUUGAUGUGGUCGAAGGCGCCAUCACGAAAUUGGAGGAAAUCGCGGAGCAGAGGCCGGAGGAGGUGGAUGAGGAUGAUAUUGCCUGA